AUGGCCCUGACUGGCUGGGUUCGGCCCCGACACGCCCCUGGAGCGACCGCUGCAUGGCUCAUGGCUCCAUCGGUCAGUGGAUCUCAGGUGGAAGCACAUGGCUUUGGCAUGGUCUGUUGCAUGGGCCGCACAUGUCGUGCCCCCGGCGCGCCCUCACACACCGAAGUUUGGCAUGGGAAGGAAGCACGACGAUUCCUGAGAAGGACUAGGGACUGCCAUCGCCGCAUCUGCACGCCUCUGAGUACUGACUGUAACGCUACCGGUAGUCUCCACGAGGUCUUGUACCACGCCGAACCCACUGGGCCACUACUGCAGCGGAUGAGUCAGAAAUUCUACGAGAUGGAGGAGUACCUAGGUACCCAGCGCCCAUGCUACAUAUGUCAGCAAUCAGCAAUCGGUUGCCCACAGUCUUGA
This is a messenger RNA of Mollisia scopiformis, 414 nucleotides long. RefSeq lists its product as uncharacterized. Bases 1 to 414 code for a protein of 137 amino acids. NCBI's taxonomy places the organism in Eukaryota, Fungi, Ascomycota, Leotiomycetes, Helotiales, Mollisiaceae. The transcript is spliced from 2 exons. The record is from RefSeq and is a predicted model, not a curated record.